Messenger RNA from Thlaspi arvense, 2349 nucleotides. The record is from the annotation of a GenBank genome assembly. Lineage: Eukaryota; Viridiplantae; Streptophyta; Magnoliopsida; Brassicales; Brassicaceae.
GAUUAAUCCACUUUGAGAUCUUUACAAAAUUAGGUUUUACAGGAAUCGAAAGAAGAAGGAUGGUUCUCCAUGCUUUUGGGAGAUGUAAACAUUUUUGAGAGAGAAAGCGAAUUACACUUUUUCUCCUUCUUCCUCGGAGAAGUCACUCUUCUUCAUCGAUUUCCGGUGGCUUGGAUUUCUCUUCUUUUUCUUCUUCCUCUCUUUCUCUUUUCAUUUUUGUUUCUCCUUUUACGUGGGUCCUUCAAUCACCCAUGAAGGACCCGCCCCAUUGCUAAAUCCAAAACAAAACAAAACAAAAAUCUUGUCUUUUCUCUGUUUAUUUCGCUAACCAUGCACUGUUUUCCGUGUUUCUCCGCACCGAAGAGUAAAAAAUCUUCAAAUACGAAUGAGACUAACGACAACGAAGCCAGACCACAUGAGAGGAGACGGUCAGAUGAAACAGAGCAAUUGGAAGGAACAACGCUUAAGACAUUCACUUUCCGGGAAUUAGCAACGGCGACAAAGAAUUUUCGGCAAGAGUGUUUGUUAGGAGAAGGUGGAUUUGGUAGGGUUUACAAAGGAACCCUUCAAUCUACUGGCCAGGUGGUGGCUGUAAAGCAACUAGACAAGCAUGGAUUACAUGGGAACAAAGAGUUUCAAGCUGAGGUCUUGUCAUUAGGACAACUCGAUCAUCCGAAUCUUGUUAAGUUCGUUGGGUAUUGCGCCGAUGGAGAUCAAAGGCUUUUGGUCUAUGAUUAUGUCUCUGGAGGUUCUCUUCAAGACCAUCUUCACGAACCAAAAUCAGACCGCCAACCGAUGGAUUGGACAACGAGGAUGCAAAUAGCGUAUGGCGCAGCGCAAGGGCUAGAUUACUUGCACGAUAAAGUGAAUCCAUCCGUGAUAUACCGAGAUUUGAAAGCUUCAAACAUUUUGUUGGACGAUGAGUUUUGUCCUAAGCUUUCUGACUUUGGUCUGCAUAAGCUAGGACCAGGGAUAGGUGAUAAGAUGAUGGCUUUGUCUUCUCGAGUUAUGGGAACUUAUGGUUACUCCGCGCCUGAGUAUACUCGAGGAGGAAAUCUCACUAUGAAAUCAGAUGUCUACAGCUUUGGAGUUGUGUUGCUUGAGCUCAUCACGGGUCGAAAAGCUCUUGAUACUACUAGACCUAAUGACGAACAGAACUUAGUUUCUUGGGCGCAACCGAUAUUCAGAGAUCCGAAGAGAUACCCGGAUAUGGCAGAUCUAGUUAUGGAGAAGAGAUUCUCAGAGAGAGGGUUAAACCAAGCAGUGGCAAUAGCUUCAAUGUGCGUGCAAGAGGAAGCAAUGGCUCGUCCUUUGAUAAGUGAUGUAAUGGUUGCACUUAGCUUCAUUUCAAUGUCAACAGAAGACGGUAUUCCCACAGCUGUUCCUAUCUUAUCCUUCAGGGACAAGAGCAUGUCUAUUGCCUUAAGCCGGCAUGAUUCAAAUCUUGUAUCUCCUCCUCCUGAGCCUGCAAUGGAAGAUGACAAAUCUAAUAUGUCAUCAGACAAAGAAUCAUCUUUGAACAGUGAUAAGGAGAUAGUGAGCAAGGCGAAGAAGAAGAAGCAUGAGGAAGAAGAUAGCUCGACGGAAUCUGAUGAUGGGUCUGAUUCUAACUCAGAUGAUGAACAUGAAAAGGACCAUAAAAGUCCACCACCGAAUCCUCCUAUUGAUGAGAAGAACCCGGCGCAGAGCUUGAAGAUAAAGUAUCGGUAUAGUUGGGAAGAUGUGGAAGUCAGUGAUGAGAGGCUAAGCAGUAAAAGCAGCGAGAGAUCAAAUGAUGAGAGCAUUUCUUCGCGCUAUGACAGCGAAAGAGAUCAUGAUGAUCUGCCUAUGAAGGAGGAGAAAGAGAAAAAAGAUGAAGAUGAAGAGCAUACUCAUCUUGAGCACAUUCAUAGGUCAAAAACUGAUGAUGAUCAAAGUGUUUACUUUGAUGAUGAUGAUGAUUCAGGAGAUGAGAAUGAAACCUCUUUGCAUCGGCUAAAAUCAGAGGUUGAGACUGAUUCUGUUGAAGAUGCCAAUGGAGACUCGUUGCACCGGAUAAAGUCAGCGGUAGAGAUUGAUUAUGUUGAAGAUUAAAACUUAUUUUCUAGAUUUUUUGUUCAUCCAUUGAAGUUAAAAGCCACAAAAGAGCUUUAAAUCUUUCUAGAUAUUUUUGGGUGUGCCGAAAAACUUUCAAUUAGAAAUAUGAUAUAUACAAUUUGAAGUUUUUCUUCAUAAAUUAUAAUCAUCUCUCUUUGUAUAUAAUGAAGAUGUUCUGGAUUAAUAGUUAAACAAACAAAAUGUAUAACAUUAGAUGAUAUGAUUGAAAGACAGUUUCAGCUUUUUGUAUUUUCUCUUAUGGUGCUUUUGACC